Messenger RNA from Pseudopipra pipra, 10136 nucleotides. RefSeq names its product neuromedin B receptor (gene NMBR). The transcript is spliced from 3 exons. The coding region runs from base 1 to 1167 and encodes 388 amino acids. Lineage: Eukaryota; Metazoa; Chordata; Aves; Passeriformes; Pipridae. Gene Ontology annotation, cellular component: plasma membrane. Gene Ontology annotation, biological process: bombesin receptor signaling pathway. Gene Ontology annotation, molecular function: bombesin receptor activity. The record is from RefSeq and is a predicted model, not a curated record.
AUGGAGCCAGAGCUCUCACCCGAGCUCACAACAGUGCCCCUUGGGGAGAAUGGGAGUGCCCACCUGGUGCCCGACACAGCCCUGCUGCCCCCAGAGAAGGGCACGGCCAUGUUCAUCAUCCGUUGUGUGAUCCCAUCGCUUUACCUCCUCAUCAUCACUGUCGGCUUGCUGGGCAACAUCACACUUAUGAAGAUCUUCAUUUCCAACAGUGCCAUGAGAAGUGUGCCCAACAUCUUCAUCUCCAGCCUUGCAGCUGGUGAUCUGCUGCUGCUAGUGACCUGUGUCCCCGUGGACGCCUCCCGGUAUUUCUCUGAGGAGUGGCUCUUUGGGGAGCUGGGCUGCAAGCUCAUCCCUGUCAUCCAGCUCACCUCCGUUGGUGUCUCCGUCUUCACUCUCACUGCCCUCAGUGCUGACAGGUACAAAGCAAUUGUAAAUCCCAUGGACAUCCAGACCUCCAGUGCAGUGCUAUGGACCUGUCUUAAAGCCACUGCCAUCUGGGUAAUCUCCAUGCUCCUAGCAGUUCCUGAAGCAGUGUUCUCCGAGCUGGCUCACAUCAAUGACACGGAUAAUGCCACUUUCACAGCGUGCAUACCAUACCCCAUGACAGAUGACAUGCACCCAAAGAUCCAUUCUGUGCUGCUUUUCCUUGUAUAUUUCCUUGUGCCUCUUGUGAUUAUUAGUAUCUACUACUAUCAUAUUGCAAAGAGUUUAAUAAAAAGUGCUCACAACAUCCCUGGAGAAUACAGUGAGCAUUCCAAAAGACAGAUGGAAACUCGGAAACGUCUGGCAAAAAUUGUUCUAGUUUUUGUUGGCUUCUUUGCUAUCUGCUGGUUUCCUAACCAUGUGCUAUACAUGUACCGAUCUUUUCAUUACAAUAAGAUUGAUCCAUCAACAGGACACAUGGUUGUUACCUUAGUGGCCCGAGUGCUAAGCUUCUGCAAUUCUUGUGUCAACCCAUUUGCAUUGUAUUUUCUCAGUGAGAGUUUCAGAAGGCAUUUCAACAACCAGCUUUGCUGCAGGAAGAAAGCUCAGCAAGAGAGAUCUGCCAGCUACUUGCACAACUCUUCUGCCAUUCAAAUGACUUCCCUGAAAAGCAAUACCAGGAACACAGCAACGACCAUGACACAACUGAAUGGGCACAACUUGAAACAAGAAAUGUCAUUAUGAUUUAACAUGUGUAAUUUUUGACUGUGAAACAAAUUUGAACAUUUUAUUUGCAGUUUGUAACUCACUUUUGGCUCUCGUGAUUAGACUGUCUAAGUACUCCAAACAGAGGUUCUCUCAAAGUCUGGCCAGUAUCAGAUUAUCUCACACCUAGUCUGACUCUUAGAUAGAAAUGAGCAGUACAUUUUAUUGAGAAACCAAAACUGACUGGUGUUACACUGUACUUUAAAGGACAUGCUAGUAUGUGUUUAACAUGAAGGAAAGCAGGGUAUCUGAUAUAAUAUUGCUUUAAAAAGUUUAGAUUUUCUGAUUUGAAAAAAUAUGUAUUUUCAACUGAAUAUUGAUCCAGGCUUAUGUUUUACUCUAAUAGAUUUUGCAUUAUUUUAGCUGUGUGGUAUCUACAAACAUUGCUCAUUAAGACUGUUAGGCAUUUUGGACUCAAUUAAAGGGCCAUUGCAACACAUAAAUUCUAGUUUCAGAUAAAAAAGUAUUCAAGUAUCGAGUGCCAGAUCUUUACCUCAUUGAAAUCCACCUUGUUAGUUCACUUUGGUAGAUGUACAUGAUGAGAUUUUACUCUUUGAAGCUUCUGUUUGCUGCCGAGGUCAGAAGUUUAUCUGCUAAAAUUUCAUUCUUUUCAUGGUUAACAUAUCAAAAGAAAAAUGUGUGCAACAUGCAGGUUUUCUAGAACUCAGUGUCUGAAAGCUCAUUUCUCUGACUGUUAAGACUGUGGCACCAUUGGUUUAGAGUUUCUACAUGCUAUUUAUUUGCUGCUACCUGAUGUUGUUGAUAUCAGUACACAGCUAAGAAGGAUGCUAAGUGUACUGGGAGGGCUGAACAUUCAAGAAGGUAAAAUUCUGAGUGGCUACUUCACAGGGGUUCUGUGGCAAGUUUUCAUACAGCUCAGCAGGAUCUCAGAGUGCAGAACCCAGAUUAAUACCAGACAAAACCAAACUGAAGGAUGCCAUGCAGGAGCACACUCAACAUACUCUGAUCGCUAAGGAUCAUCCAGACCAUGGGCCAGAUGAGUCCUAGUCUGAAACAACCCACAACUAAUGAAACAGGGUGGCUGGCAUGAGUAGCUGGCAUUGGUUGCUCAGUACCAGCUGUUUGCUUUCUGUGUUUUAAGCACAUGUCUUAUGAGGAGUUGCUGAAUGAGCGGGAGUUAUGUAAUCUGGAGAAAAGGAGGCUCAGAGGGGCCUUAUCAGUCUCUAAAACUCUGUGGAAGGAGUUUGAAGCCAGGUGGGGGUGAGUCUCUUCUUCGAAGUAAUAACUGACAGGCCGAGAGGAAAUAGCUUCUAGCUGUGUCAGGGAAUGUUUAGAUUACAUUUUAGGAAAAAUGUUUUCACUGAAAGGGUGAUCAGGCAUAUUAGAAUAGGCUACCUAGGUAAGUGCUGGAAUCACUAUCCCUGGAAAUGUUCAAAAAGAGUGUGUAUAUAUCAGCUGGGGAUAUGGUUUAGUGGUGAACAUGGUGGUGCUAGGCUAAUGGUUGAAUGCGAUGAUCUUAGAGGUCCUUUCCAAUUUUAACUAUCUUGUGAUUCUAUUCUAUCUUCUAGAUCUACUCCUAAUGCACACACUGUUUACCAGUCUCAACAAGGCUCCAGUACUGUUGAAAAUCUGAUACUUUUUCUUUUCCUGAAGGCUCAUGUGCAUAAAUAGUCAAUGCACUUCUGAAAAUCCUGUCUGAGCUGCCUAAAAAAAUGAUUUUCUAAUGUUUUUGUUAGUCAUUCCAGUGCCAUGGGCAGCAUACAUCUUUGUCAUUAUUCCUAGGAGGACAUUUUCAAGGUACAUGGUCAGUGCAGACCUGGGAUUUAAACAACUGGGAAUGCUGUGUGAGGCUCUAGUACCAAUUACCAUCACGUCCAAACAAAUUUGCUAGGAGGAUCUGCUCCUCUUUUUUUCAGUUACAGAUCUCUGCUAGGGAUACUCCAUACAAAGCUUGCAAAACUGCCCUUCAGAUCUCAAGAAAGCAAGAAGUUCAGCCCUAAAAUAAUAUAUUUUUUUAAAAAUUUUUUCAAUCAGUUCACAUGCCAACACAGGUAGUCAACUAGGCACAAAGACGGAAACAUAUUUCUGCUGCUCAGGCAAGGCUGUUCAUAGAAAAGCUUCUGGGGAGAGUCAGAGCUGAUUCCCCCUUACACAGCUGCAUGGUGUCAGAUGAAUAAUUAUUCCCAAGCCAGGUGAGAGGCUAGCUGGGGCAGGGUUUGUUUUGUGUCUGAGCUUCAGAGAGAAAAUGCUCACAGUGUCCUUCUUAGGAGAAGGGGCAGUAAUGGCAGAUAAGGGCACCUUGUGAAAUUAUUUUGUUAUGGCCAGUUCAUGAGCCAAAUGUAAUUUUAAAUACCUUUCUCUUUGAAAUUGGAUGGAACUGCGCCAGCACAGAUCUCUCUGUCACAACACUGUAUCCUUGACUUCUGCAGUGACUUGUCUAAGGUGAAUACUAGAAAGUAAACCAGAAAUUUAGAUUGGAUUUCAGAAUUAGUUUCCAGCCUUAUAAGUUCAAAAGCUGAAGUGCUAAUGCAGUAUAGCAACUCACUAUUCCUUUUGUCCUUAUUUAUGCACUUGCAUUUAUUUAGUUCUGUUUGUAACUGUGGAACCAUCGGAAGUUCAAAAUUUCUUUCUCAAUUCCCCUGUCUUCAAGACUAGUCAUACCCCUGCCCCAAUUUUUAAAGCAGCAAGAAGUUAAACUGAUGUAAUCUGUACAUGAUUUAGCCAAUUAUCUGAGAAAAAAAAAUCCCCAGUUGUUACCACUCAACAGGGAAAGUAAUAGAUUAGAGUUCUUAAUGUCAACCAGCAUGGUCCAGUUGGAUGGACCUAUAGGGUGAUGUAAUGUAGUUAAAGUUGUGUGCAGCAUUCAAAUGAGAAAACUUAUGAAGUUCAGUGUAGUUCAGCUCCAUACUACCUGCCCUAAAUGAUUGCUGUUGCCCUGUGGCUUCAGUGGCUCCUUGGAAGGUUUUACACAAACGAGCCAAUUGAUUCGAACUUGUAAAUCUAUGUGUAAUGGUUUAGCAAAUUGUCACCUGUCGUGGUUUAGGAAUGGUAUUCCACAAUCUAGUGUUCCCAAAGUUUUGGAUUCCGCACUUCUGAUCAGUCUCGAUUCCUUUUUACUCACAAAUAUUUCACACCUGCAAACCACAAAAGCUUAAUCUUCCUCUGUCAAUUCUUAGUGCUGAUCACUGACUGCAAUCAAGUUUCCCAUUCAUUUGUGCUGGUUUUUUUCUGGUUCCCAGCUCCUGAUUUUGUUUAGCAACUUUCUACACUGCAUAGCAUUUCACAGGACUUCUAAAUCCAUUGUGUUCUUUAUUUCCUAAAUGCAUUUGUCUGAUGGGGACAUUACCAGAUGAUACAGGUGCCCUACCGGAAAAAUAAUAAUCUAAUUUGUAGUAGAUUUGAUGCUUGUGUUUGAUUCAUACUCUUCACUCAGCAUCUUAAAGUGCUGUGUGUGUUAUGGACAGCAUGAGCCAGCUUUCUGGCAGAACUGCAAGAUACAUUAUGUUUCUUUUUGUUGUGAGGGGAAGGUGUUCUAGACUAUAAUUCCUUCUUGUCAGGAAAUCAGCACAAUUUUGGUUCAUUAUUUCCCAGGCCUAAUACUCCAAGUCUGUUUUGAGUAAGUAACCUAAACUGUAUAUAGGUCCUCUCAAAUUCUUGUAGCAUGGUGUGCUGGAAUUAGUUAAUCUUUCUGGAGCUUUACUGGAUGUAUUGCUAGCCCAAUAUGCACAUUUUGGAAGUGUCUGUUACUGUGUUUCUGUACAUAUUGUAUACAAGUACAGCUGUAUGUAUAAAGCUAUUUUCAGAGAACACUACUUGCUAACAAUUAAAUGAUUGUAGAACACAUUUUAUGAAGUAUUUUCUUCUAACUGUAGUCAAAGAAACAAAGGAAAUCCAUAAAUGAGAUCGUCACCUUUUCACAUACUACAUUUAGAUCUGUGCUAAAACAGUUGUUAAAAUACCACCUGAUUAUUUCUUUCUGUUAUGAAAACUUUCUCAUUUCAGAAACAUCAGUUCUUUUCUGUCUUCCUCUCCUGAAUUUUGAGAUGGUGUCUUUCAAACAUAUUUUUGCAACAAUUGAGAAAACUACCAUCCCUUCUCAGUGUUUGAAAAAUGAGGGAAUAGAGGCAAUUACUGUUUCCUCAGUGUAAGACUUUUUUUUUCUCUAGACUAAAGCUAGUACAGAAUAAGUCUGAUAGCAUCUUGUCACUCCACCCUGUCAGUCAUAUAAACAUUAUAUACACUGGUGAAUUCUGAAAUGUCAGUAUGGUUAAAUUCUUAACUGACCUGAGACACCACAUUUAGUAUUACACUGUGACAUAAUAAUUAUCUUCAACAAAACCACUUCAGUUACAAUAUGGAACAAAUCUUUGCAACACGCCUGCCCCAUAAAUAUUUUUCUUAGCUCAGUCAAAUAGGUUUACAGAAAUUAUGUCCCAGAAGUUAGUCAGGCUGUGAAGUCUAGGCUCAAAGGGGGAAGGUGAUAAGACCAGUGUCGUAGUUUGAGACCCUUAAAAUCCAAUUCUCGAGUCGAAGCCCCCCUACCACAUCUCACCCCAGUGAGAUGGGUUUUCCAGACACUAGACAAGACUCAAUAUGAGGGGAAAGGGAAUUAUAUUACAAUCACUGUACAAAUAAAUAUUACAAUACAUCAUAUACAUAAUCUUAACUAUCUCUCCUAUGAUAAAUCAGUAUUUACAAUGGAUCAAUCUCUUCUUCCAGUAAAAGUUCAGAAGGGAAGAAGGAAGAGAUCGUUUCCACUCUCAGAACAGCAGUGUCUCUCCUCUUCCAUGCAGCAGCUGUAGCUGGACUGCUGUAGCUGGAUCUCCUUCCAUUACACACAAGGGGGGGUCUCCUCUCACCCCCUCUCUCUCCCGUGGACUGCGAUAUCAGGGACAAGCUCGCAUCACCACAUCAUAUCAUGAAGUGCAGGGGGUCUUCAUGACGGUCCCUUUCCUCAGGGGAUUCACCCCUGAGUCAGAACGUCUCGGGCAGCUUUCAGUUGAAAGCCUUUGCCUCAACCAUUCUAUCAGAGCUCCUGUGCUCUGUCUUAGCUGCUGCCAGCUUGGCAGCAGCAGCGGGGCAGGGGGGCAAGGUCACCCCCUCCGCAUUCCGUCUGGCCGUCCCAGUCCAGUUCCGGGAUGUCUUGAGCUUCUUAGCUCCUCUGUCCGGUGCAUGCUGCACUCCAAGACUCCUCUCAAAUAGGAGUCCAUCUCCUCCUCCUCUCUAGGAGGUCUCAGAGAGGUUUGGGGGGUUUGUUUCAGUUCUUACCCCAAACUCUCUCUCUCUGUAGAGCUUAGUCCUGCUCUGUCUCUCUCCGUUGGAGAUCUCUGUGUCUUCCUGCUUGGCUGCAGGCCGUCUCUGCUACAUCUUAUCUCUUUCUGGCUCUCUGCCAUGGUUCUGCAUCCACUGCUGCUCUGCUGCCGCUUUUAGUAUCUCCUGCUGCCCACUCACAGUGGAGAAAGACUCUCAGCUUCUCAGUCACAGACUCUGGUCCAGUUUAUUACUGUUUCCAAGUUUCUAUGACUCCAGCUGGGGACUGGGGGGCCGUGGCUCCCCAGAGGGGCUCUUGCCCCUUCUCCUCGUGGCUUUACAACAUGGCCACUUCCCAACAACUACAACAUCCUUCUUUUCCGGUCUGGUUGUGAUAUGUUUAUAUUUUGCAGGAGUGCUGAUUGGUUCAACCCCAAGGAACACCACCCCCUUGGGGGUUACCAUUUUUUUAACUCCAGGGGGAAAACUUUUUUUCCCCCACCACAGCCAGGCUCACUAAAGAUGAGCCUAGGGGUGGCAUACCUGGGAUGGAGGCAAAACCAUUAACCCAUUUGAAGUGCAUCUACACCAAUGCACUCAGUAUGGCCAGCAAGCAGGAGGAGCUGGAAGCCACUGUACAGCAGGAAAGUUAUGAUGUAGUCACUAUCACAGAAACAUGGUGGGAUGACUCUCACAACUAGAGUGCUACAAUGGAUAGCUAUAAGUUCUUUAGACAUUGUACAAGUGGCUGGCAAAAGUCUCAUGCUUGCUGACCCUUGUACUCGUGGGUGACUUCAACUUGCCAGUUGUCUGCUGGAAAUACAGUGAAGCAGAGAGGAAGCAGUCUAGGAGGUUUCUGGAGUGUGUGGAAGACAAAUUCCUAAAAAAACUGGUAAAUAAACUUUCCAGAGGAGGUGCUCUAGUAGACCUGUUUUUUCUGAACAAUGGAAGACUGGUGGGUGAUGUGGUGGUUGGUGACCGUCUUGGACAUAGUGACCAGGAAUGGUAGAGUUUUCAGUCCUGGGUGAAGUAAGGAAGAGAGCACCAGCAGAACUUCCACCUUGAACCUCCAGCAAGCAGACUUUGGCCUACUUAGGACAUUGAUUGACAAAGUCCCUUGAGAAUCAGGGGACUUUCCAAAAGGGCAAAGGACUCCAGGAGUGAUGGGUGUGCUUUAAAAAGGAAUUGUUAAAUAUUCAGGAGUAAGCUGUCCCCACGUGCAUAGAAAAACAAGUCAUCAGGAAAAAAGACUGACCUGAUUAAACAGAGAAGUUAUGCUGGAAUUUAGGGAAAAAAAGAGAAUCUAUCAUCUCUGGAAGGAGGGUCAGGUAACUUGAGAGGACUACAAGGAUGAUGCAAGGUCGUGUAGGGAGAAGAUGAGAAAGGCCAAAGCCCAACUAGAACUUGAUUUCGCUGCUACAGUUAAAGACAACAAAAAAAGUUUCUGUAUAUACAUUGGCAGCAAAAGUAGGGUCAAGGAGUGUCUCCAUCAUUUGUCAAAUGCAGAGAGUAGUGCAGUGUCAGGGAAUGAGGAAAAGGUAGAGGUACGUAUUGCCUUCUUUGCCUCAAUCUUCAAUAUUGAGACCAGUUUCCUCAGGAUACCCAGCUCCUAGAGCUGGAAGUUGGUGAUGGGGAGAUGAGUGAAGCCCCCAUAACCCAGGAGGAGAUGGUUACUGACCUGCUACGCUAAUUAGACACUCCCAAGUCUAAGGGCCCUUAUGGUAUCCACCCCUGAGUAAUGAGAGAACUGGUGAAAGAACUUGCCAAACCAGUAUUUGACUGGAAAUUAGCAAAGGUAAUGCCCAUCUACAAGAAAGGUCAGAAGGAUGAUCUAGGGAACUACAGGCCUGUUAGCCUAACCUUGGUUCUGGGAAAGGUUACAGAAGGGUUCAUCCUGAGUGCCAUUACACAGCACAUGCAGGACAACCAAGGGAACAAGCCCAGCCAACAUGGAUUUAUGAAAGGCAAGUCCUGUUUGACCAACUUUGUCCUUCUAUGACAAAGUGACCCUCUUAGUAGAUGAGGAAAAGACUGUGGGUGUCAUCUAUCUAGACUUCAGUAAAGUGUUUGACACUGUCUCCAACAGUAUCCUCCUAGAAAAACUGGCUGCUCAUGGCUUGGAUGGGUGGACUCUCCAAUGGCUAAAAAACUGAGCCCAGAGAGUUAUGGUGAAAGGAGCUAAAUCUAGUUGGCAGCCAGUUGCUAGCGGUGUUCCCCAAGGCUCAGUUUUGGGGCUGGUCCUGUUUAACAUCUUUAUUGAUGACGUAGACAUGGGAAUUGAGUGCACCCUAAGUAAAUUUGCAGAAGACACUAAGUUGGGUGGGAGUGUUGAUCUGCUUGAUUGUUGGAAGGCUCUGCAGAAAGACUUGGACAGACUCUAUUAAGGGCUUAGCACAACUGCAUAAGGUGUAAUAAGGCGAAGUGCUGGGUCCUGUAGCUGGGUUGCAGCAAUCCCAUGCAGCACUACAGGUGCUACAGUCACUGUAGGAGUGACUUGAGAACUGUUCAGGAGAAAGGGACCUGGGAGUGCUGGUUGACAGCCAGCUGAACAUGAACCAGCAGUGUGUACAGGUGACCAAAAUGGCCAAUGGCAUCUUAACCAAUAUCAAGAAUAGUGUAGCCAGCAGGAAGCCAUCAUCCUAACCUGCAUUUGGCAUUGGUGAGGCCACACCUUGAGUGCUGCAUUCAGUUUUGGGUCCCUCCCUUUAAAAAGGACAUUGAGGUGCUGGAGUGUGUCUAGAGAAGGGGAAUGUGGUGGGUUGACCUUGGCUUGACACUAGUUGCCCACCUAGCCACUCUAUCACUCCCCUUCCCAGCUGGAUAGGGGAGAGAGUAAGAUGGAAACAACCUGUGGGUUGGGAUAAGGCAGUUUGUUAAAGCCAAAGCAAAACAAAAGCUUGCAUGGGCAAAAACGAAGCAAAAGAUAAUAAGAUUUAUUCUCUAUUUCCCAUGGGCAGCAAUGGUCAGCCACUCCCAAGAAGCAGGGCUUUGGUAUGCAUAAUGGUUCCUCAGCAGGCAACCAUUGCAGACAAUGAAUGCCUGCCUUCCUGGUCCUUGCCUUAGCUCUUAUAUCUGAGCUGAUGUCAUAUGGUCUGGAAUAUGCCUUUGGUCACUUUGGGUCAGUUGGCCUACUUGUGUCCCCUCCCAGGAUCUUGCCCUCAUUUGAGGAAGGAAUGCUACAGUGCUGAUGUUGUGCUCAGCAGUAGCCAAAACACCAGUGUGUUAUCAACACCCUUCUAGCUACCAAUACAAAGCACAGCACUGUGAGGGCUACCGUGGGGAAAUGAACUCCAGCUCAGCCAGACAACAGGGCAAAGGUAACAAGGUUCACGAAAGGUCUAGAAAAUAUAUCUUACGAAGAAUGGUUAAGGGAGCUGGGUUUGUUUAGUCUUAAGAAGAGGAAGCUCAGAGGGAACCUCAUCACUCUCUACAACUACUUGAAAGGAGAUUCUAGUGAGAUAGGGACCAGUCUCUUCUACUGCACCUGCAGUGAGAGGACUAGAUGAAAUGGCCUUAAGCUGAGACAGGGGAGAUUCAGAUUAGAUAUUAGAAAAAACUUUUUUCACUGUUAAGGUGGUCAGGCAUUGGAAUAGGUUGCCCAGGGUGAGUCAUAAUCUCUGGAGGUGUCUAAGAAGCUUCUGGAUCUGUCAAGAGGUGGAUUUUGUUACUUCAUUCUUUAAAUAAAUGGAGUCAUUUGUGAGUAAGAAGCCUUGCAUCAUUAGUGGCUCAGUGCUCUA